Messenger RNA from Closterium sp. Naga37s-1, 573 nucleotides. The record is from the annotation of a GenBank genome assembly. NCBI's taxonomy places the organism in Eukaryota, Viridiplantae, Streptophyta, Zygnematophyceae, Desmidiales, Closteriaceae.
AUGCAUCUGAACGGAUACCAAGGCGCACCGCCCGCGCUUCCCGCGUCGGCGGAGUCGAGCGAGUCGAGCACGGAGCUGCACACGUGGAUUAACGAGGUCGGCGUGGUGUGGAUGACGCCUGACGGCGCGAACCACACGCUGCGCAUGGUGGCGCGCAAGGGGAAGAAGCAGCUGGUGGUUACCAAAGUCGCGGAGGCGAAAGAGGGGCCGUUCGACGUGGAUCAGUUUCGGGUGCGCGUGGCGGGGCUGGCGGAACUGGACGUGCGCGUGCGCGUGGCGCAUCCGCUGCUGCAGACGCCGACCGAGGCGGAGACGCACUUCAACGUGGAGCUCUCCGACGUGGCGAUGACGUCAGCCGUGCACGGCGUGCUGGGGCAGACUUUUAGGACCUCGCCGGAGCAGCUGCAGCGCGCGGUGAAGUACUCGCACUUGGCGGCGCUGCUGCAGCACCCCGUGGACGUGGAUAAGGCGGAGGGCAAGGGGUUCCUGGACGGCGACGUGGAGGACUACAUCUCGUCGUCCGUCGUCGCGCCCGACUGCAAAUACGCCAGCUACGGCUACGGCUCUUCGUAA